Kuraishia capsulata CBS 1993 is the source of this 453-nucleotide messenger RNA. RefSeq lists its product as uncharacterized. The transcript has 2 exons. The record is from RefSeq and is a predicted model, not a curated record. Gene Ontology annotation, biological process: protein transport; vesicle-mediated transport. The coding region runs from base 1 to 453 and encodes 150 amino acids. Gene Ontology annotation, cellular component: intracellular membrane-bounded organelle; AP-1 adaptor complex. Gene Ontology annotation, molecular function: clathrin-cargo adaptor activity. NCBI's taxonomy places the organism in Eukaryota, Fungi, Ascomycota, Pichiomycetes, Pichiales, Pichiaceae.
AUGGCAAUCAAGUAUCUGAUAUUGCUUUCAGCUCAGGGAAAGGUGCGACUCUCAAAAUGGUAUAUCACGAUACCGCAGAAGGAGAAACUGAAGAUCAUCCGUGAGCUCGUGGCCACAGUGCUGGCUAGAAAGACCAAGAUGUGCAACGUCCUGGAACACAAGGAUGGGAAAAUCGUCUAUCGUCGAUACGCGUCGCUGUUCUUCGUAUGCGGGAUCGACGCCGACGACAACGAGCUGAUCACAUUGGAGAUGAUCCACCGGUAUGUGGAGCAGAUGGACAAGUCGUACGAGAAGGUGUGCGAGCUAGAUAUCAUAUUUAAUUUCCAGAAAGCGUACCAUAUUCUGGAUGAGAUGUUCAUCGACGGCACGCUACUAGAGAGCAGCAAGCGCGAGGUGCUCAAAAGGGUGGGUCAAGCGGAUCAAUUGGAGACGACAGACGAGAUGGAAGUGUAA